Messenger RNA from Physeter macrocephalus (sperm whale), 2280 nucleotides. RefSeq lists its product as uncharacterized. Gene Ontology annotation, molecular function: protein binding. NCBI's taxonomy places the organism in Eukaryota, Metazoa, Chordata, Mammalia, Artiodactyla, Physeteridae. The record is from RefSeq and is a predicted model, not a curated record.
AUGAAUGCUGGAAGACAGUUUUAUAUACCUGUUCAACGACGGUUGGCAUGCGAUCAAGAGGACAGGGAAGUCUGUUGAGAAUUUCUUGUUUUAAACAAAGGGCAGUCCAUCCUUCCAGCUUAAUUUUCUUUUGUUGUCAGUGAAGUGCACGUGGCAACAGGUGAGCUUUGGAAUGCUGGAACAGUAGCAAAUGGCUACAUUUGUAUCUGUGGGGAAAAAGGAGAUACAGGAUCCAGACAACUAUUUCGAUUGAAGAGCUUCUUCAGUUUUUUAAGAGGACAAAUUGACACCUUCUCCCUAGAAGCCAUGAACCUUGAGAAUUUGUACAAGAUUGUCAUAGGCCAUGAUGGGCUUGGACCAGGAAACGGCUGGUUUCUUGAUGAUGUUGUAAUCAAGGAUCCCACAAUGAACCACGAAUAUGCCUUUUUCUGCCACAGAUGGCUGGAUCAAGGGGAAAAUAAUGGUAAAAUUGUCAGAGAACUGUAUGCCAGGGAUAACAGUAUCAUCUCUGCAAGUGAGUGUCAGACAUUUGCAGGAAAACUGUUUCAUGAUAAUUGAGGAAAGCAUGACUCUGCUGAAAUUAAUGCUCCUCUCUCUUUUAUAUCCUCAGGGCAGAAGCUGGAAGUUAAGAGAAAAGAAACAUGGGCUGUGGAAAGCUGGAAGUUUAUGAAAGGAAAUACUCUUCAGUUCUGUCUGCAUCCAGAUGGCACAGCUGAUGCAGUUGGAGAGAAGACAGGCAAAUAUGGAGCUGAACGGAGAACACCCUUGUCUCAAAGGGCAGACCGGAAAGGACAGGUCUGCGUGAGUCACAGCCCUGCGUUUAACAGCGAGCUCAGUCCGCUGCCGUUCCUGCGAGAAAAUGGUAUAUUGGCAUUUUACAUAAAGUUCAUCAAAGAUGUCUGCACGUACAAGGGUACAGGAGACACUGACUGUCAUUUGAAAAUUAAGACGAACUUGGAAAAUGCAUGUAUAAGCCUGGAAUCUGCGAAGAGCCCAGGGUUGUUUGUUGGACUUCAGGCAGAUAGACAGGCAAAACCAGUUGCGUAUACCGAGAAUGGGAAUGUUUUCUUCUAUCCACAAGUCAUCAAAUUUGGCAGAGAAUACCCAGCGGGUAUGUCUGCAACACCCAGCCAAGAGGAGGAAAAGAUCCUUGAGUUGAUAAACCAGCAAGAAAUGCCACCAGAACCUGAGGCCAGAGGAGCUUUUCUUUCUUCAACUGCAACAGCAAUCAGACCUUCCCAAAGCCGUGAGACUCCCCUGUCGGAAGAUGAAUGGAGGGUGUGCGUGACGGAAAUCACAGGGACUCGAGCCAGCGUCCCACUGUGGGUGUACGGAGACCGGGGAGUCGCUGGACCAACCCCUCGCAGCAAGGACGGCCCAGAGCAGCUGUUCCUUCCCAGACAGGAAGGUACGUUUCAGAUGAGCAUCCGCAGGAAAGGGUUGGUAAGAUAUAUAAGGAUAGGACAUGAUGGAACCGAGUGGAGCUUACAGAGGGUGACCAUGCAGCAUAUGAAGAGCAAAAAGACCCUAGAUUUUGCAGCAAAUGCGUGGUUAUCUCGAAGCCAAGCAGAUGGGGACACGGUCUGUGAGCUCCCUGUGGUACAAGGAGGACAAGCUAUUUUUCCAUUAGUGAGAUACCUUGCUGACGUCCAUACUGGGCAACUGAAGCAAGCAGAAACGGAGGCCGAAGUGUCCCUGUGUCUCUGUGGGACACUGUGUCAGAGGUGAGACUCUGGUCUAAGACUGCUGUACAAAUCCAACAUGCCAGUAAAAUUUCAAAGAGGACAGGUCGAUACAUUUCAAGUGGAAGCAGUGUCGCCUGGAAAACUGCAGAAGGCGCUGUGGCACUGUGAGGCCGGUGACAAGUCUCAGGGCCGGUGCUGCAAGUUGGUGGCGGCCAGGGAGCGAGGGCUGCGUCCACGUCCACCUUCUCCUGAUCUCAGUGAAGUUAGACCCCCUAACUCCACCUCUCGGAGGGCGCUGUUCUUCGUUCGGGGUCGCCCUUCCGUGCUCUGCUCUGAGUGUCCUGAUCCUGCACGUCCUUUAGUUCCCACUAAGAGUCCGCGCGCUCGCAUGAGCGAACUGGCCCGAUUAGCAACAGUGUCUCUGUCCUGCCGGGUUACUCAGAGCUCAGCGCAGACGCCCCGGCUGCUGCGUGGCAAGUGCGCUGAAGAGGCUCCCGCGUCCCGGCCUGGCCCGGCCCACGCCCAGCCCAGCCCAGCGCGCGGCCGCCUGGGGGCAGCUGCGUUCAUUCCCCACGGCCGAGGGGCUAGGGAGUGA